AUGCCCACGUGGCUGCUGCGGUCCAUUUGCCUUGCGCGCUACGCUGCUGCAAGCCCCUUUUGCCUCCAGCAGCAGCAGCAGCAGCAGCAGCAGCAGGAGGGUUGCUGCAGGGCUCGGCUGCUGCUGCCAGUGUACGACAUGCACAUAGCAGCAGAUGCUGCUUACUUCGUUUUCAGCAACAGCAGCCAGUCCCUGGGGGCCUCCCUGCUGCAGAGAGGGGCCCCCUCGCCUCGCGUCCCUUGCUGCAGCUGCAGCAGCAGCAGCAGCAGCAGCAGCAGCAGCAGCGGCGGCGUGCUGGGCGGGGAGAGCGCGCGCCUGUUUUUAUUUCUGCUGCUGUGCGGGCUGAAGUGCCUGAGCAGCAGCAGCAGCAGCAGUAGCGCGCUGCCUGAGCAGCAGCAGCAGCAGCAGCAGCAGCGGCCGCUGCCAGAGCAGCAGCAGCAAAAAGAGCACCAGGAGCAGCAGCAGCAGCAGCAGCAACAGCAGCAGCAGCAGCUGCUGCUGCAGCAGCUGCCACUCAAGAGAAGACGAGGAAGCUGCUGUUGUCUGGGGCGUCGGGAUCUGUUUUGCUGCAUACUUGCUGCUGCUGCAGCAGCAGCAGCAACAGAAGCAGCAAGGCAAACAGCAGCAGCAGCAGCACCAGCAGCAGCAGCAGCACAAACAACAGCCGCCAAAGCAAAAACAGCAGCAGCAGGAGCAAGAACAGCAGCAGCAGCAACAACAACCAAAACAACAGGAGCAACAGCAAAAACAGCAGCAGCAGCAGCAGCACAAAAAGCAGCAGCAGCAGCAACAAAAGCAGCAGCAGGAGGUAAGGGAAAGUGUGAAGCGUGA
Eimeria tenella is the source of this 831-nucleotide messenger RNA. RefSeq lists its product as uncharacterized. Gene Ontology annotation, biological process: regulation of transcription by RNA polymerase II. The transcript has 3 exons. The record is from RefSeq and is a predicted model, not a curated record. Gene Ontology annotation, molecular function: transcription cis-regulatory region binding. Lineage: Eukaryota; Apicomplexa; Conoidasida; Eucoccidiorida; Eimeriidae. Bases 1 to 831 code for a protein of 276 amino acids. Gene Ontology annotation, cellular component: nucleus.